UCCUGCAAUCAAUCAUCCAAACGAACCAAAAAUCAGAAGGAACUUGUUAAUUCGUUAGAAGUACUGUAUAGAUUAUACGUCGGUAUUUGCCAAUAGAAAAUCGAGGGUUUCUUCAUUCUCAGGAGUCCCGUUUCAGUUGAUUUCAUCAGCUUCACAACAAGAAUUGUGGUGGUGGCGGCAUAUGCAUAGUGGCGACUACAAUCUCAAUCUCAAUCGACCUUCGCUCAGUUCGUCCUCCCUCGACUCUCGCCUCGCUCACGGACGAACUCACGAACAUAAACAAAUUCGCGAUUCACGAAUCGAAAUCGCAAUCGGCCUUGACUCAAUCGGCUCUCGCUUCUCGAGUCUCGACCAUUGACCGGCUCUCGGCCUCUCGCUCUCGCAUCUUGUGACUUGUGAGCCUAGGUACAGGAAAAGAGGAGAGGAAAGUAAUUUGCUGCAGAAAUUAUCAGAAGCUUGCAUUGUUGAUUUCUCUUAGAUUGACUCUUCAACUGCACAAGUCUUGAGUCCGAUCAUUUGAAGCUUUGAUUAAGACAUGAAACGCUCCACAGAUGAUAUUGGUGAGAAAUUGCAGGCCAAGAAGCCUGUCUUUCUCACUAAAGCAGAGCGAGAACAAUUAGCCCUCAAGCGCCGCCAGGAUGAAUUUGACGAACAGAAGCGCCGUUCUGAACAGCUUCUUCUCCAGAAUAACCCUAAUUCUUCAUCAUCUAAACCCCCACUGUCCUCCGAUGAUGCCUCUCGGCACCAUCGUUCUUCUCGUGAUUACGAUCGUGACCGUGACCGUGAUCGCCGUGAUAGAGACAGAGACAGGGAUAGGGAUAGGGAGCGUGAGAGGGAGAGAGAAAGGGAACGGGACUCUGAGCGGCGGAACCGUGACAGAGAACGCGAUGAAGAGCACAAGGCUAGGGAAAGAGCCCGUUUAGAGAAGCUUGCGGAGCGAGAGCGUGAAAAGGAGCUUGAGGCCAUCAAGGAGCAGUACUUGGGAUCCAAGAAACCUAAGAAAAGGGUAAUCAAGCCCAGCGAGAAGUUUCGUUUCUCCUUCGAUUGGGAGAACACAGAGGAUACUUCUCGUGAUAUGAACAUUCUCUAUCAAAACCCUCAUGAGGCCCGUCUCCUCUUUGGAAGAGGUUUUCGUGCUGGUAUGGAUCGCAGGGAGCAGAAAAAGUUGGCUGCAAAGAACGAGAAAGAGUUGAGAGACGAGAUUAGGAAGAAGGAUGGGAUUGAGGAAAGGCCAGAGGAGGCUGCUGCUCAGAGGCUCAAGGAAGAAGCUGCAGAUAUGUAUGAUACAUUCGACAUGAGAGUUGAUCGUCACUGGUCGGAGAAGAAACUCGAGGAGAUGACAGAGAGAGAUUGGAGGAUCUUCAGGGAAGAUUUUAAUAUAUCUUACAAGGGUUCCAAAAUCCCUAGGCCCAUGAGGAGUUGGGUUGAAAGUAAGUUGAGUUCUGAGCUCUUGAAAGCGGUAGAGAGGGCUGGUUACAAAACACCAUCCCCCAUUCAAAUGGCUGCUAUUCCCCUUGGUCUCCAACAGCGUGAUGUAAUUGGGGUUGCCGAGACUGGUUCAGGUAAGACUGCUGCCUUUGUUCUUCCUAUGUUGACUUACAUAACCCGACUUCCUCCCAUCAGUGAAGAAAAUGAGGCCGAGGGCCCUUAUGCGGUUGUCAUGGCUCCAACCCGAGAACUUGCACAGCAAAUCGAGGAGGAGACUGUUAAGUUCGCCCAUUAUUUAGGCAUCAAAGUUGUUUCCAUUGUUGGUGGGCAGUCAAUUGAAGAGCAAGGAUUCAAGAUUAGACAAGGGUGUGAAGUUGUCAUUGCUACUCCCGGACGUCUUAUCGAUUGCCUAGAGAGGCGUUAUGCUGUGUUAAACCAGUGUAACUAUGUUGUUCUGGAUGAGGCUGACCGUAUGAUUGAUAUGGGUUUCGAACCUCAAGUUGUUGGUGUUCUGGAUGCAAUGCCAUCAAGCAACUUCAAACCCGAGAAUGAGGAUGAAGAGCUUGAUGAGAAAAGAAUAUACCGGACCACUUAUAUGUUCAGUGCGACUAUGCCUCCAGCUGUGGAGAGACUAGCUAGAAAGUAUCUACGGAACCCUGUUGUUGUGACCAUUGGAACUGCAGGAAAGGCAACUGAUCUCAUUACACAACAUGUUAUCAUGGUGAAGGAAUCGGAGAAAAUGUCUAGGUUGCAAAAACUGCUGGAUGAACUUGUGGAUAAGACCGCCAUUGUCUUCAUAAACACUAAAAAGUCCGCUGACUUUGUAUCAAAAACAUUGGAAAAGUCUGGUUACCGUGUGACAACUUUGCACGGUGGCAAGUCACAGGAGCAGAGGGAAAUCAGCCUUGAAGGUUUUAGGACCAAAAGAUUUAACGUUUUGGUAGCGACGGAUGUUGCAGGGCGUGGGAUCGAUAUACCUGACGUAGCUCAUGUGAUAAACUAUGAUAUGCCAGGGAACAUUGAAAUGUAUACUCAUCGUAUAGGACGUACGGGUCGUGCAGGGAAGACGGGUAUAGCGACCACAUUCUUGACUCUACAUGAUACUGAUGUGUUUUAUGAUCUUAAACAGAUGCUUACGCAGAGUAAUAGUCCCGUGCCGCCUGAACUUGCUAGACACGAGGCUUCAAAGUUCAAGCCUGGAUCGAUUCCUGAUAGACCACCCAGACGUAACGAUACAGUUUUUGCGCAUUGAGGUAAUUACAUUAUGCUGCAUUAUCAUGUAUGUUUAAUUACAUUAGAAAUUGAAUCUUGGAACUGGUUUUGAUGAUGCUAUAGCAGGAGUUUAGGCUGGUAUUUGUUAUUUGUAAUUGUUGUUGCUUAUUUGAUAGCAUGAAUUUUAAUAGAUAUUUGGUGGACCAUCUUUCCAUUUGC
Molecule: messenger RNA, 2859 nt
Organism: Cynara cardunculus var. scolymus (artichoke)
Lineage: Eukaryota; Viridiplantae; Streptophyta; Magnoliopsida; Asterales; Asteraceae
Product: DEAD-box ATP-dependent RNA helicase 21
Exons: 4
Coding region: 536-2680 (714 amino acids)
Biological process (GO): mRNA splicing, via spliceosome
Cellular component (GO): catalytic step 2 spliceosome
Molecular function (GO): RNA helicase activity; RNA binding; ATP binding
Source: RefSeq, a predicted model, not a curated record